Jatropha curcas is the source of this 974-nucleotide messenger RNA. RefSeq names its product RING zinc finger protein. The record is from RefSeq and is a predicted model, not a curated record. NCBI's taxonomy places the organism in Eukaryota, Viridiplantae, Streptophyta, Magnoliopsida, Malpighiales, Euphorbiaceae.
UUCCAUAUAUAUAUUUGUUGCCUUAUUUCACCUUUCUCAACGUCUUCUUGUGUGGAAUAUAGGGUGUGUUUGGGUCCUACCAUUUUCCCUAGUGAAAGAACUUAAUAUUCUACCAUAGCAUAGGGAUUUCACCAUCAUACAAUUCCAUUCAUCACCAAUCUUGUUCUCAUUCAAUCUUGAUCAUACGAUCUGCGACCUGCCUUUUGGAGGACCCACAAUCUAUCAUCACCGCCAUCCACACAAACAUCAACAUAAAUAUUAACAGAAAGCAUAUCAUGUCGACUCCAAAAUCCAAGUUAUUGAGAGGUAAAAUGCCAAGGUUCAGCAUUUUUCCUCUAGGGGGUUGUUUCGAUGGCUGUCGCGAUCAUACACAAACUUCAGGAUUUGGCACCAGGAUUUGGAACCUGAGUGACAGGCCAAUUGAGCUGCAAGUAAGGGUAGGAUCAAUACUGAAAAAGGUUCAUUCAUUGAAGGCAGGAUCUUCCAAGAGACUAAAGUGCAAGAGCAUAUACAAGGCAUACAUGCCUGGUAGGACUGGAAGCGGAGGAACGAUGAAGAACUUGUUGUAUUACUUCGAUGAAACAUGUCAUCCUUAUAUUUGGGUACAUGGCACUGGAGGUGAUUUUUCCAGGAUGGUCAAGCAACAAUACAUUAGUCUUGAAGACCUGAGAGAUUAUUCUGAAAUCAAAAUUUUCAGGGAUCAUCAAAGAGGCUGCAUAUCUGUCCGCAAGAAACCUAGGCCAGACUUUUGCUGACACUCUGAUACGAGGUCUUUCUUUUUUUCUUCUUGAUGUGUGAGAUUGUGUGGAUAAUGGGAUUGAAAGUUAAAAUCUUUUAACUUGCUGAUCAGAUAUUUUCAUUUUUUGUUUGUGUUCCUGUACUGGAUGUAUUUGAAGAAUUGAAUUGUGUACUGUUAGAUAGCAACAUGUAUGCAAAAAAUUAUAAAGAAAUGAUGAUAUACGUAUUUAAUUUUA